Molecule: messenger RNA, 1299 nt
Organism: Fraxinus pennsylvanica
Lineage: Eukaryota; Viridiplantae; Streptophyta; Magnoliopsida; Lamiales; Oleaceae
Source: the annotation of a GenBank genome assembly
AUGGCUUCAAUCUCCAACUUUCUUCUCAUUUUCUUUGCAACUCUCUUUAUCACAUCAGAAUCCAGAGUUGUUAGAGCCCCCUUCAGACCUAAUUCACUCGUUCUGCCGGUCCACAAGGACACUGCAACCGGCCUUCAUGUAGCCAAUAUUCGCAAGAGUACACCUCAAGUAUUGGUACCUUUUCUAGUUGAUCUAAAUGGAAAUUUCUUGUGGGUGGUUUGUGAUCAGAACUACUCGUCAUCAUCCUAUAAUGCUCCCUUUUGCCACUCCACACAAUGUUCACGUGCAGGAGACCAUUACUGCCAUAAAUGUCACUCUGCAGCUCGGCCCGGUUGCCAUAACAAUACUUGCGCUGUCCUGACUAUAAAUCCUCUAACUCAUCGUUAUACUGUUGGUGAACUUGCUCAGGAUGUCGUCUCAUUUCAGUCUAUGCAAGGAUCAAAAAUGGCUCAAAUUGCCACUAUUCCUAACUUCCUCUUUGCCUGUGCACCUUCAUCUCUUUUGCAAGGACCAUUCCCAAAAAGUGGUCAGGGAGUGGCUGGAUUAGGUCAUGCUCCAGUGGCUCUACCACUACAACUCGCUUCUCACUUCGGGUUUCCACAGCAAUUUUCUUUGUGCCUGUCUUCCUCCACCAACACUAGUGGUGGCAUUUUCUUUGGUAAUGCCCCUUACAAAUUAGCAACCGGCUUCAACAACAUUUCUAAGUCAAUGGCCUACACCCCUUUAUCCAUUGGUCCACAGGCAGAGUACUUUAUUCUAGUGAAGUCAAUAAAGAUAAACAACAAAACGGUUCCUUUUAACACUUCUUUACUAUCAGGCACCAGAGGAUUUGGAGGAACAUUGAUCAGUACAACAACACCUUACACAGUUCUUGAGCACUCAAUAUUCAAAACCUUUGUUAGUUUUUUCAUUGAACAGUUUGUAGGCGUCCCUCAAGAGGAAUCAGUACCACCCUUCGGACUCUGCUUCAACUCCAACUUGCCACCAACCCAUGUGGGUGGAUAUCCAAACAUUGAUUUUGUUAUGCAAAAUAGAAACGUUAGUUGGACCAUAUUGGGCGUUGAUUCACUGGUAAAUGCACGACCAAAUGUAUCUUGUUUAGCCUUUGUUGAUGGAGGGCUAAAUACCAGAGCUUCAAUCGUGAUUGGGGCGUAUCAUUUGGAGGACCAUCUUCUUCACUUUGAUCUAUCAAAUUCUAAGGUGGGUUUUAGCUCUUUACGUAAAUCCCAUCCUGUGAAUUGUGCUAACUUCAACUUCACCUCUGCACUCACUCCGGAGGAAGAUAGAAUGAGAGACUGA